UCGAGAAACUCUAUCAAAAAUUCAGAAGUUAUUCAAAUUUGUUAGAAAUGGGGUUCUAUCUGAGAGUGAUAACUUUAUUGAUGGUUUCGAUGAGUUACGUACAAGGUGGCUUCUUGUAUGGACAGCCAUGCACAAUACGCAACACUGCAUAUUUGAGAGUUGGCGAAUGGAGUUUACCUACCAAUGACACUAAAUGUGUUGAUGUUACUGGUUUCAAGAUGAAUUUACAUGGCCGAAUCAACUUAGCAAAUUACACCAAAUUCUUCGAGGAAGUUGAAGGGGCUGAUACUCUAUAUGCGGAUCACUUGAAUUUAACUCAUUUCCCUAUAAUGAUUGUCAAGUCACUUCCAAAUGUCGAAACCAUUGAUCUCUCGGGAAACAGAAUCAAAUUAAUUCCACCCAAAAUGUUCAAACUUGCACCGAAAAUUCAAAAACUUCUAUUUGAUGACAAUAGAAUUGCGAUACCCAGAAGAAAACCAUUAAUAUCUUCUCAUUCCUUGAAAACAUUAAUGUUGAGUAAUAAUAAUAUUGCAUUUAUCUAUCAAAGUACUUUCAGUAAAUUACCCAGUCUGGAAGUAUUAUAUUUGGAUAAUAAUAAUAUUCAGGAUAUAAGUCCAUUGUUCAAAAAAAUGCCUAAUUUAAAAUUCUUACAUGUGGGACGAAAUGUAUUGAAUUAUAUACCGGCAAAAAAAAAUAUUUCCGAUUCUCUUAUCAGUUUUAUAACUAAAUCACAGAAAACAUUAUUGCACUGAAGAAUUUUAUUUUAAACAGUAAAUUUGAACUAACUUUUUAUUUCGAUGGUACUGUUCCAAAUGUAAAUGGGUCGUUAUCAUGAAAAAUAACUAUUUCGUUCGAAGUAAAAGGUUUUACUACAAUUUGUAUUUAUAUACUCCUCCUUUCCCGCAAGGUACACGGUGACUGGCGGCAAAAUUAUCAUUUCAAUAUUAAAUCAAAAGAUAAAUACUUGAGAUAUCGUGUUAAUAAAGAUAUUGAAAAUAAAAGUGAAGAUGAGGAUUGCACUUUUUAAAGAUGAUGUCAUCCAAAUGUCUUCCAUCAAGUGUUCGCAAUGGAGUCGCCUCAAAUUUUGCUGUACAUUCUACAGUAGGCUCGAUUGAAUUGCGUUGAUUUAUUGACAAAUGGUCCAUUUUAUAUCCAUAAAAGCUCACGAAUUGUUACUCAAAACUCUUUAUUUCCAUGGGAAGCAAUCGACUAAUCAAGUCCUAGCCGUGUGUGAGGCCACACCAUCCUGUUGGAACCACGUCUGUGAUAAGUAUGAUAGAUGAGCUUAUAGGUUCGGCAAAAUAAAAAUUCCGUAAUCAUAUGCCUUUAGUUAUCACCAUUCACAUUUGUCACCUGUCCCCGUGCGUUUUCCAUUCGUGUA
Diorhabda sublineata is the source of this 1381-nucleotide messenger RNA. Its product is annotated as carboxypeptidase N subunit 2-like. Lineage: Eukaryota; Metazoa; Arthropoda; Insecta; Coleoptera; Chrysomelidae. The transcript has 2 exons. Gene Ontology annotation, cellular component: extracellular matrix. The record is from RefSeq and is a predicted model, not a curated record. The coding region runs from base 48 to 752 and encodes 234 amino acids. Gene Ontology annotation, molecular function: protein binding.